CUUUAUUCAUUUUUCUUUCUCCACGUCAUUUUCUCCCUUUCUCUUUUUGGUUUAAGUUUCAGUGACACGGAGACUCUCUCCAUAUCCAUAGAUUCAAAGAGAAGACACACAAACACACACACAGAGAUAGCUUACUGCUUCUUUCCAUCUUUCACGUCUUCAAUCGCUGAUGGCACUGGUCACAACUGCAGAAAUUUGUGAUGCAAAUCCACAACUAAUUGUGAGUGGUGAGCUCCGGGCACUUAAGCCAAUUUUCAAGAUUUAUGGUCGGCGCCAAGUCUUUUCUGGUCCAGUAGUGACCCUUAAGGUGUUUGAAGACAAUGUUCUGAUCCGCGAGUUUCUUGAGGAGAAGGGUAAUGGCAGAGUUCUUGUUGUAGAUGGUGGUGGCAGUCUGCGGUGCGCAAUAUUGGGAGGCAAUCCUGUUGUACAAGCUCAGAAUAACGGAUGGGCAGGUAUAGUGGUUAAUGGCUGCAUUAGGGAUGUUGAUGAGAUCAAUGGCUGUGAUAUUGGAGUUAGGGCUCUGGCUUCCCAUCCUAUGAAAGCCAAUAAGAAGGGGAUCGGGGAGAAACAUGUACCAAUAACCAUUGGAGGGACAAGAAUCAGUGAUGGUGAAUGGCUUUAUGCCGACACUGAUGGGAUCCUUAUUUCUCGAACCGAGCUAUCUAUUUGAGUCGCCUUCUCCUAGAAAGAUAGCAUUUUCUAAAAGCCAUUAAUGGCAAUUAACUUAUAUAGUAAUGGUUUUUUGUAAGCUUGUGUUCUUGAGCUCAUGCUUGAAUCUUAGAACAUUGUGUAAUGUGCUCUGUACUUGCAAGAAUGAGGUAUUUUAUUCUGUUUGUCA
Messenger RNA from Hevea brasiliensis (rubber tree), 838 nucleotides. RefSeq names its product putative 4-hydroxy-4-methyl-2-oxoglutarate aldolase 2. Lineage: Eukaryota; Viridiplantae; Streptophyta; Magnoliopsida; Malpighiales; Euphorbiaceae. The transcript has 2 exons. The record is from RefSeq and is a predicted model, not a curated record. Gene Ontology annotation, biological process: regulation of RNA metabolic process. Bases 170 to 670 code for a protein of 166 amino acids. Gene Ontology annotation, molecular function: ribonuclease inhibitor activity.